AUGAUAAAAGCCCAUGUAGAUUCUGGUGCCUUUGAUUCUGCUGUCUGCCUUUACCGAGAAAUGCGGGAAUCCGGUGCUCCCCACGACAGUUUUACGUUUCCUGUGAUCAAUAGAGCUAUUUCAUCACUUGAUCGGAGUCUUGGAUAUGGAGAAAUGGUUCACUCUCUUGCAAUUCAAAUGGGUUUUGGAUCCGAUGUGUAUUUUUGCAACACAUUGAUUGAGUUGUAUGUGAAGCAGGGGUGUAUUGGUCAUGCUCGUCAAGUGUUUGAUGAAAUGUGUCAUAGAGAUUUGGUUUCUUGGACAUCAAUGAUUUCUGGGUACGUUUGGAGUAGAAAUUAUUGUGAUGCUUUUAGGUUAUUCCAUGAUAUGCGAACCAAGGAAUUCACACCCAAUUCAGUGACGAUGUUGAUCAUGGUACAGGCGUGUUCUAUAUCUGGAAAUCCAGUUGGAGGUACGCAACUUCAUGGUUAUCUGAUCAAAAGAGGGUUCGAGAAUAACGUGUCUGUACAGAAUUCAAUCUUGGCUAUGUAUGCCAACACAGGGAAACUUGAAGAUGCAGAAAUUCUUUUUAAUAAAAUGGAUAAAAGGGAUGCUAUCUCAUGGAAUAUUAUGAUUUCUGGUUCUCUCUUGAUAGGAGAUUCUAUAAGAGUAGCUGAGAACUUUGACAGAAUGCGUUAUGAAGCUGUCCCCAGCCUUGAAACCUUAACCUUGGUUACCUCGGCCUUUGCCAAGUCGGGUAAUCUUAUUCAGGGUGAAAAGAUACAUGGUUAUGCAUUGAAAUCUGGACUUAUUGAUGUAGUUUUACAGACUUCUCUAGUGCAAUUUUAUGCCAAGUGCGGUGAGUUGGGGAUAUCAGCUCAAUUGUUCCAAGAAACCUGUAAGAGGAACACCAUCACUUGGAGUGCAAUGAUGUCAGGUUUUGUUCAAAAUGGGUAUUUUAAAGAGGCGAUUGAAUUGUUUCAGCAAAUGCAGUUUGCAAGUUUGAAACCUGGGGCUGACAUGUUAAGAGUCCUUGUCCUUACAUAUACCCAUUUGGGUGCAUUACGUUUGGGGAAAGGAGUUCAUGGUUAUGUAACAAAGAACAUAGUUCACAUCUCUGAAGAGGGUAAUAAAGCCAUGGAAACCUCUAUCCUAAAUAUGUAUGCAAAAUGUGGCAGUAUUGUUUUGGCUAGAAGGUGUUUUGAUCAAAUGGUUGACAAAGAUGUUGUAGCAUGGAGUUCAAUGAUUGAGACCUAUGGGAUCCAUGGAUUUGGUUACAAAGCUCUGGAACUUUUUUAUCAGAUGGAGAAGGAAGGUGUAAAACCAAACAAGAUCACCUUUUUAAGUUUGCUUUCUGCUUGUAGCCACUCUGGUCUUGUUGCUGAAGGUUGUAGAAUUUUUAGCUGCAUGAGCCAGAUAUACUUCAUUAAACCUGAUAUAAAUCAUCAUACUUGCAUUGUUGAUCUUCUUGGUCGAUCUGGGAAGCUCUUAGAAGCCCUAGCUAUAAUUGAAAAAAUGGUUGUGAAACCAGAUAGUCGGAUUUGGGGUGCUCUGCUUGCAGCUUCUAGGGUUUAUUCUGAUGACAAAAUUGGGUCCUAUGCUGCUGAGCAGAUCUUGGAGUUGGAACCUGAUAAUGUUGGUUAUCAUACAUUAUUGAGCAAUGUACAUGCCAGUGUUGAGAGCUGGGCUAAAGUUGAAACUGUGAGGAUGGUCAUGUAUGAGAAGGAUCUGAAGAAGAAACCAGGUUGGAGCUUUAUAGAGGCAAGAGGGAAGAUUUGUGGGUUUGUUGCAGGUGAUUUAUCACUUGCUGAAGUACAAGUUGAGGAGACAUUGGAUGCUCAAGGACAAUAG
Molecule: messenger RNA, 1830 nt
Organism: Telopea speciosissima
Lineage: Eukaryota; Viridiplantae; Streptophyta; Magnoliopsida; Proteales; Proteaceae
Product: pentatricopeptide repeat-containing protein At4g35130, chloroplastic-like
Exons: 1
Coding region: 1-1830 (609 amino acids)
Biological process (GO): RNA modification
Cellular component (GO): intracellular membrane-bounded organelle
Molecular function (GO): RNA binding; protein binding
Source: RefSeq, a predicted model, not a curated record